This is a messenger RNA of Esox lucius (northern pike), 831 nucleotides long. RefSeq names its product forkhead box protein P1-like. Gene Ontology annotation, biological process: regulation of transcription by RNA polymerase II. The record is from RefSeq and is a predicted model, not a curated record. Gene Ontology annotation, cellular component: nucleus. Bases 1 to 768 code for a protein of 255 amino acids. The transcript is spliced from 9 exons. Gene Ontology annotation, molecular function: RNA polymerase II cis-regulatory region sequence-specific DNA binding; DNA-binding transcription repressor activity, RNA polymerase II-specific. NCBI's taxonomy places the organism in Eukaryota, Metazoa, Chordata, Actinopteri, Esociformes, Esocidae.
AUGCAGCUGCAGAAGCUCUACGAUGAUCCUCAGGUCUCCAAGACAAUGAUGAGUCCUCAGCCGAUGCAACAACUUUUGUCCCCUGCUCAGCUCCAGGCUCUGCUUCAACAACAGCAGCACACUAUCCUGAUUCAGCAGCAACAUUUGAAAGAGUUCAAUAAGAAGCAACAAAAGCGCUUUCGCCUACAGCAGCUUCAGCAGCAACAUCCAAGCAAAAAAGACAAAUUAUCUAGACAGCAGACUGUGUUCCAACAGCUCCUCCAGCUCCAGGUACAGCAGAUGUUCAAAGUACAGAGGCCAAGUGUCGCCUCCCACAGCCAGUUUCCAGAUGACGCUCAGAGGUCCACAAUGGCCCCUGUCACUCCCUUAUUCCCAACCCAGGGAAUUGCAGAACCCACAAGUGGGAGGGACAUGCAAAAGAGCCAUUCUGACAAGCACCUCUGCACUAUUUCUUCAGACAUGUGUCUAAACUAUAAUAUGUACGGAAAUUCUGAUAUCAGGCCACCUUUUACCUAUGCAACUCUAAUAAGACAGGCUAUAAUGGAUUCAUCAGAUAUGCAGUUAACACUUAAUGAGAUAUACAGCUGGUUUACACAGACCUUUGCCUACUUCAGACGCAAUGCUGCAACAUGGAAGAAUGCAGUUCGUCACAACCUGAGCCUGCACAAGUGUUUUGUACGUGUGGAAAACGUGAAGGGGGCAGUGUGGACAGUGGAUGAUGUGGAGUACCAGAGAAGGAGGUCUCAGAAGAUGACAGGGCUCUUAUGAAGGAAACUGCCCUGACUAUAUUGAAGAGCAGGAGCCCUGCAGGCCUGACAAGCAGAAGUUAUU